Molecule: messenger RNA, 4623 nt
Organism: Penicillium atrosanguineum
Lineage: Eukaryota; Fungi; Ascomycota; Eurotiomycetes; Eurotiales; Aspergillaceae
Product: ATP-binding cassette glutathione S-conjugate transporter YCF1
Exons: 5
Coding region: 1-4623 (1540 amino acids)
Biological process (GO): transmembrane transport
Cellular component (GO): membrane
Molecular function (GO): ATP hydrolysis activity; ABC-type transporter activity; ATP binding
Source: RefSeq, a predicted model, not a curated record
AUGUUGGAUGGCAAUACUCAGGUCGUACUCGGGGGCUCCGAGCCUGGAGAAUCCCUGCAGUCGCCGCUCAUAUCGGCUUUCGCUCCCCGCAAGCAGUCCUUCUGCACCGAUCCCGAAGGAUGGGGCCCCCUCAGUCCGACGGAUUUCCACCUAACUCCAUGCUUCAUCGAUGUGAUCAUUGCUGUGGUCGCCGUAUGGGGGAUGUUUUCCGGAGCUGGCGCGCUCUAUCUCUUGCUGAAGAAGCGUAUUCCGCAGCCCGUCUCGAAGAAUUGGCAUUUCUAUGCCAAGCUGGUUGUUCUCGCCUCUCUGAUCCUAGUCACUGCCCUCCAAGCAGCUCUUCAAGCCGAGACCCAGCCGAAAACCUUCUGGGCCGACUUCCGGUUCUGGUCUUCGAUCGCGACGCUCGGCUCUCUGGGUGUUAUCUACGUGGUGCAGUACUAUGAGCAUUGGCGGAGCAGGCAGCCGAAUGGUGUUGUCUUGUUCUACUGGCUCUUCUUCAUCAUCGCCUACGGCAUCAAGUUGCAUUCUCUUGUUUCGCGCAAGGACUACGUCCAUCAACUCCCGUAUUUCAUCCUCAUCAACAUCAGCUUGGGAUUGGCGCUGUUUGAGUUUGUGUUGGAAUAUCUCGUUCCCAAGAAGCAGAGCGCCUAUGACGCUCUUGGUGACGAAGACGAAUGCCCGUACAACUAUGCGGAUAUCUUUUCAGUUCUUACCUUCAGCUGGAUGACGCCGUUGAUGAAAUUCGGAUACAAGAAUUAUCUGACCCAAGAUGAUUUGUGGAACCUGCGCCGUCGCGACACCACCCGUGCCACGCUCGAUGAUCUGAGCGAGGCUUGGGAGGAGCAGCUCCAGACUAAGAAGCCGUCUCUAUGGAUUGCUCUCUUUAAGGCGUUUGGUGGCCCAUAUCUUCGUGGAGCAAUUAUCAAGUCUGGGAGUGAUGCGCUCGCUUUUGUCCAGCCGCAGCUGUUGCGCUACCUGAUCGCUUUUAUUGAUUCGUACCGAGGCCCUGAACCUCAGCCAGUCAUUCGAGGUGUGGCCAUUGCUCUGGCAAUGUUCAUCGUCUCGGUUGUACAGACCAGCUGUCUCCACCAGUACUUCCAGCGAGCUUUCGACACUGGUAUGCGGGUGAAAUCGUCCUUGACGGCCCUUAUUUAUGCCAAAGCGUUGCGGCUGUCUAGUGAAGGUCGCGCGACCAAGACCACUGGUGACAUUGUCAACCACAUGGCUGUUGAUCAACAACGCUUGUCAGAUUUGACCCAGUUCGGUACCCAGCUUUUGUCUGCCCCAUUCCAGAUCGUUCUGUGCAUGCUUUCACUCUACCAGCUAGUAGGACCCAGCAUGUUCGCUGGUAUCGGUGUUAUGAUCUUCAUGAUCCCGUUGAACGGUGUCAUUGCGCGCAUGAUGAAGAAGCUGCAGAUAAUUCAGAUGAAGAACAAGGACUCCAGAACACGUCUAAUGACCGAGAUUCUGAACAACAUCAAGAGCAUCAAGCUUUAUGCAUGGAACACAGCUUUCAUGAACAAGCUUAGCCACAUCCGAAACGAUCUGGAGCUCAACACUCUCCGCAAGAUUGGAGCCACUCAAUCUGUUGCCAAUUUUACCUGGCAAUCGACUCCUUUCCUUGUGUCUUGCUCAACCUUUACGGUCUUUGUCUUGACCAGUGACAAGCCUCUGACUACUGAGAUUGUCUUCCCUGCUCUGACUCUGUUCAACCUUCUUACGUUCCCUCUCUCCAUCCUGCCCAUGGUAAUCACCUCGGUCAUUGAGUCUACCGUGGCCGUGCAGCGAUUGAUGGACUACUUCACCGCCGAAGAGUUGCAGAGCGAUGCGGUUAUCUUCGAGGAUCCCGUGGAUCACGCCGGUGACGAGUCCGUUCGCCUUCGUGACGCUUCAUUCACCUGGAACCGCCACACUGGCAUUACUGUCCUGGAGAACAUUGACCUGAGUGCUCGCAAGGGUGAACUCAGUUGUAUCGUUGGUCGUGUCGGAAGCGGCAAGUCUUCCCUGCUGCAAUCUAUUUUGGGUGAACUCUAUAAGAACGAUGGUGAGGUUGUUGUCCGUGGCCGUGUCGCGUAUGUUGCACAGUCGCCAUGGGUCAUGAACGCGAGCGUACGUGAGAACAUUGUCUUUGGACACCGAUGGGACCCCGAUUUCUAUGACCUUACUGUUGAGGCCUGCGCUCUGCUGGAUGAUUUCAAGAAUCUGCCUGAUGGUGACCAAACCGAAGUUGGUGAGCGUGGUAUCUCCCUCUCUGGAGGACAGAAGGCCCGUUUGACUUUGGCACGUGCCGUGUACGCUCGCGCGGAUAUCUAUCUGCUUGACGAUGUUCUUUCGGCAGUCGAUCAGCAUGUUGGACGUCAUAUUAUCAACAAGGUGCUCGGCCCCUCUGGUAUUCUGAACAGCAAAACUAGGAUUCUCGCUACCAAUGCUAUCACAGUCCUAAAGGAGGCUGAUUUUAUUGGCUUGAUCCGUGACAAGACCAUCAUUGAGAAGGGUACCUAUGAGCAGCUCAUGGCAAUGAAGGGUGAAAUUUCCAACCUUGUCCGCACCAACCUUGCCGACUCGUCGGACGAGGGCGAGGUCAGUGGCUCCGAGGAUGACCUUGCUAGCCACGAGGGCUCUGACGAGACGGCGGUUAUCGCGAAUGAUGAGGACUCGGAUAGUGAAGGUAUGGAACAACCAGGCUCCCUUGUGCCUAUCAAGAGUCACCGAAAGCCUGCCCAGAGGAAGGACAGUCAUGCCACGCUUCGCCGCGCUAGUACCGCCAGCUGGCAGGGACCGAGACGCAAGCUCGGAGACGAGGAGAACAUUCUCAAGUCCAAACAAACACAGGAGACCACCGAGCAAGGCAAGGUCAAAUGGAGUGUCUACGGUGAAUAUGCCAAGGACAGCAACCUUGUGGCAGUCGGUUUCUAUCUCUUUGCUCUUCUUGCAGGGCAGACCGCCCAAGUGCUUGCUAAUUACUGGUUGAAGAAUUGGACUGAGUACAACGAGGCACACGGCAGCAAUGAGAACGUGGGCAAGUUUAUUGGUGUCUAUCUCGCAUUUGGCUUGGGAUCAUCUCUUCUUGUUAUCUUCCAGAACUUGAUUCUUUGGAUUUUCUGCUCGAUCGAGGCCUCUCGAAAGAUGCACGAGCGCAUGGCCUUUGCAAUCUUCCGCUCCCCUAUGAACUUCUUUGAGACUACUCCUUCUGGUCGUAUUCUCAACAGAUUCUCUAGCGAUAUCUACCGCGUGGACGAAGUCCUUGCCCGCACAUUUAACAUGCUCUUCGCCAACUCUGCUCGCGCCUUGUUCACAAUGGCUGUUAUUGCCUCAUCGACCCCAGCCUUUAUAUUCUUCAUUCCCCUGCUGGCCUACAUCUAUAUCAGCUACCAGAAGUACUACCUUCGCACAUCUCGUGAACUCAAGCGUCUGGACAGUGUCACUCGUAGUCCCAUCUACGCUCAUUUCCAGGAGUCCCUUGGUGGCAUCUGCACCAUCCGCGCUUAUCGCCAAGAGAACCGCUUUUCUCAGGAGAAUGAGUGGCGCAUGGAUGCCAACUUGCGUGCUUAUUUCCCGUCCAUCAGCGCUAACCGCUGGCUUGCUGUUCGACUUGAGUUCAUCGGUUCGAUCAUUAUUCUGGCUUCCGCUGGCCUUGCCAUCACUUCCGUUUCCAUUGGCAGCGGUGUCUCUCCGGGUAUAGUCGGUUUGGCCAUGUCCUACGCCCUUCAGAUUACCCAGUCUCUCAACUGGAUUGUUCGCCAGACUGUCGAGGUUGAAACCAAUAUCGUGUCCGUUGAGCGUGUCCUUGAAUAUGCCAAUCUUCCCAGCGAAGCACCCGAUGUGAUUUUCAAGCGUCGCCCGGCCAUUGGCUGGCCUUCUCAAGGUGCUGUUACGUUCAAGAACUACAGCACUCGUUACCGUGAGGGUCUCGACUUGGUGCUGAAGGACAUUGACCUUGACAUCAAGCCUCACGAGAAAAUUGGAGUUGUUGGCCGUACCGGCGCCGGAAAGAGUUCUCUUACACUCGCCCUCUUCCGAAUCAUCGAGCCUUCCAAUGGUACCAUUAGCAUUGAUGGCGUUGAUGUCUCUUCCAUUGGUCUAUUUGAUCUUCGUGGUCGCCUCGCGAUCAUUCCUCAGGACCCUGCCAUGUUCGAAGGCACCCUGCGCGACAACCUCGAUCCUCGCCAUGUCCAUGACGAUACCGCUCUCUGGAGCGUUCUAGACCAUGCGAAACUGAAGGAACACGUCUCUUCGAUGGAAGGUCAACUUGAUGCGCCGAUUCAAGAAGGAGGAUCCAACUUGAGUCAAGGACAGCGCCAGCUGGUCUCUCUCGCCCGGGCCUUGUUGACACCUAGUAACAUCCUUGUUCUGGACGAGGCAACCGCCGCGGUUGACGUGGAGACAGACGCGCUGCUCCAGCGCACUCUGCGUAGCAGCAUCUUCCAAGACCGCACGAUCAUCACCAUCGCGCAUCGCAUCAACACGAUCAUCGAUUCCGAUCGAAUCGUCGUUCUAGACAAGGGUCGAGUGGCGGAAUUCGACACGCCAGCGAACCUGAUUAAGCAAGGUGGCCGCUUCUACGAGCUGGCCAAGGAGGCAGGCUUGCUUGACAGCGACGGCCUCGCCACUUCACAAAUCUAG